Molecule: messenger RNA, 1431 nt
Organism: Talaromyces atroroseus
Lineage: Eukaryota; Fungi; Ascomycota; Eurotiomycetes; Eurotiales; Trichocomaceae
Exons: 1
Coding region: 1-1431 (476 amino acids)
Molecular function (GO): arylsulfatase activity
Source: RefSeq, a predicted model, not a curated record
AUGCCUGCCAAACGGAAUGUCCUGCUCGUCAUUGCAGAUGAUCUUGGGAAAACCCUGGGAUGUUAUGGAGACACGACCAUCCGCACGCCAAAUAUAGAUAGUCUUGCCGAACAAGGGACUGUCUUCGACAACGCUUUUGCAAGCACCGCAUCCUGCAGUGGCAGCCGCUCUGUCAUCUAUACCGGACUGCACACACAUCAGAAUGGACAGUACGGGCUGAGUCACUAUACACACCAUUUUAUGACGUUUGAUCAUGUGGAAACAGCACCGAAGCUCUUGCGAGACCACGGCUAUCUGACAGGCAUAAUCGGCAAGAUUCAUGUUGGGCCUAUGUCCAUCUACCCAUGGGAGAUAGUUGAUGAAAGCCCAACGCGUGAUGUCAACUGGGUAGCUGGGCGGGCUGAAGCGUUUUUCAAGAGUGCUUCAGAAGACGGGCGGCCAUUCUUCCUCACAGUGGGAUACAUGGACCCGCAUCGUGACCAUACUCGUGGAGGAUUCGGCAAUGGAGAUGAGGCCGUAUCAGCGGAGGAUCCGCUGUAUGAUAGUAAUAAUGUUGCUGUGCCGACUUUCUUAAGUGACAUUCCAGAGGUCCGCGAAGAACUUGCAGAGUAUUAUCGAUCUAUUGCCCGAGUUGAUAGAGGCUUUGGUUUGAUCAUGCAACACUUGAAGCAAAGCGGACAUGACCAGGACACUCUUGUCAUGUUCAUGAGUGACAAUGGACCACCCUUUUUAAAUUCCAAAACAACCUUAUAUGAUGCCGGCGUACGCUUGCCAUUUAUUGUCCGUCAGCCCGGAGUCAUGACACCAGAUCUUAAUCCGAACAUGGUGUCCUAUAUCGAUAUUCUGCCAACCAUCCUAGACUGGGCCGGAUACCAGCCAUCAUCAGACACAGAGAACAAGUCUCCUACACGGUGCGGUAAAUCCUUUCUACCGAUCAUGACGAAGACAUUGCUUGAUGACGAAUGGGCCAAGGUGUUUGGUUCGCACACUUUCCACGAAAUCACAAAUUACUACCCGACUCGCUUCAUCCGGACGACCAGGUACAAGUACCACCGCAACAUUGCCUGGAAACUGGACUUCCCUUUCUCAACAGAUCUCUAUGCUUCGUUGUCAUGGGAGGGCAUGAGGAACGUUGACGGACCGGUCAAGAUUGGAUGGCGCACGCUAGAGUCAUACAUUAACCGCCCUGCCGAAGAACUCUUCGACAUGGAAAAGGAUCCAAGAGAGGUGAAUAACGUUGCGGGUGACGCGGCGUAUGCAGAUGUCCUUUCACAGAUGAGGAAAGAUAUGGAGGCUUGGCAACGAGAGACAAGAGACCCGUGGCUCUUUCGGGAUGGCGUGUCGUUGCUAGAAAUGCAAGGUCAUUUGGAUGCAGGACUCAGAAUCCCCGACCGUUUCGACUUUGACGUUGCAGCACCGAGAUCUAAGUGA